Molecule: messenger RNA, 1844 nt
Organism: Panthera uncia (snow leopard)
Lineage: Eukaryota; Metazoa; Chordata; Mammalia; Carnivora; Felidae
Gene: PIM2
Product: Pim-2 proto-oncogene, serine/threonine kinase
Exons: 5
Coding region: 1-888 (295 amino acids)
Biological process (GO): negative regulation of apoptotic process; regulation of mitotic cell cycle; protein autophosphorylation
Cellular component (GO): cytoplasm
Molecular function (GO): ATP binding; protein serine/threonine kinase activity
Source: RefSeq, a predicted model, not a curated record
AUGGCAGCCACCGCCUGCCCAGGAUUUGAGUGUGGGGAGUGGGAGCAGCCUCAACAGAUGAGGCACCUGUGCCCUGCAGGUGUUGACAAGAUCCACCAUCUUACGGCAAGAAGUCCGCCUCACAGCUGCUGCCCUGACGUCUGUGUUCUCUCUUUUCUCCUCUUCCCCUCACAGUCAGACUCAGUCACAUGCCCACUGGAGGUGGCACUGCUAUGGAAGGUGGGUGCAGGUGGUGGGCACCCUGGUGUGAUCCGCCUGCUUGACUGGUUUGAAACACCAGAAGGCUUCAUGCUGGUCCUCGAGCGACCUUUGCCUGCCCAGGAUCUCUUUGACUACAUCACAGAGCAGGGCCCAUUAGGUGAAGGCCGAAGCCGCUGCCUCUUUGCCCAGGUAGUGGCAGCUGUUCGGCAUUGCCAUGCUCGUGGAGUUGUCCAUCGUGACAUCAAGGACGAGAACAUCUUGAUGGACCUUCGCCGGGGCUGUGCCAAACUCAUUGAUUUUGGUUCCGGUGCCCUACUUCAUGAUGAACCCUAUACUGAUUUUGAUGGAACAAGGGUGUACAGCCCCCCAGAGUGGAUCUCUCGUCACCAGUACCACGCGCUCCCAGCCACUGUCUGGUCAUUGGGCAUCCUCCUCUAUGACAUGGUGUGCGGGGACAUUCCCUUUGAGAGGGACCAGGAGAUUCUGGAGGCUGAGCUCCACUUCCCUGCCCAUGUCUCCCCAGACUGCUGUGCCCUAAUCCGCCGGUGCCUGGCCCCCAAACCCUCUGCCCGACCCUCACUGGAGGAGAUACUGCUGGACCCCUGGAUGCAGACACCAGCUGAGGAUGCAUCCCUCAAUGCCCCCACGGGGGGUCCCACCCCUUUGGCCUGGUCCCUGCUGCCCUAGUCCUGGCCAGGCCCCCACUAGUUUAAAUACCCGUCCCAUGGCAUGCCACAGGGAUAGAUGGAUAUCUGUUGACCUGGUUAUACAGGUCAGUAAAAAUCCAGUGUUACUAGGGUCAGAGAUUGGGGAUCAGGGAUCAGGAGACAUAAGCCAAGUCUGCCCAGUCCCCAUCCCAAUCCUGCUAAGGAGCCUUCCUCCCAGAACUUACAUCUCUUAUUCUGGAGGGGGGGACUUCCAUAUUUCUCAUUUUGCUAAGGGUGUUUAUUUGGUUUGAAGUUACUUCCAUUCUGAGCCCCAGGACUCUUAUUCUGAUAAGUUGUAACCCCUACACUGGCACCUCCUGCUACCACCGCACACACUUAGUUUAAAUGCUCUCACUUGGGCAAGGGUGCUUUCCCUCCAAUGCCCCAGCAGCUCUUAUUUUAGCAAAGGGACCCUUUCCCCUAGCCCAGGGUCUAUAUUCAGUCAAGCUGCUUGCCUACCUCAGCCCAGGGUUAUUUAUUCUGGGGGAGGUAAUGCCCUAUUGUUAUUCCAGGACUUUUUUUAAAUUUUUUUAUUAUUAUUUUAUUUUAUUAUUAUUAAUUUUUUUUGGUGAGGGGACCCUACUCUGUUAUCCCAAGUGCUCUUAUUCUGGUGAGGAGAACCCUUCUUCCAUGAUUUGGGGAAGGAAUGGAAGAUGGACACCACCAGAGUCCACUAGGAUGGGGUGGAUGGUUUUUUGGGGGAUGGGGUGGGGGAAAUAAGUCUUGUUUGUUCUCCUGGGGCCCCCCCCUCCAUCUUUUUCGGAUUCUUGCUGCCUCCUUCUGAGCCAGGAUUGUCCAGUUGCUGAAAUGUAAAUACUUAUGUAUUGGUGGGAGGGGAACUCCAACUGUGUCCUCCUCUUCCUUCUCCCCCUGCCUGGAUUAUUUAAAAAGCCAUGUGUGGAAACCCACUAUUUAAUAAAUGUUAUAGAAUCAGAA